Oreochromis aureus is the source of this 5781-nucleotide messenger RNA. RefSeq names its product SPHK1 interactor, AKAP domain containing. NCBI's taxonomy places the organism in Eukaryota, Metazoa, Chordata, Actinopteri, Cichliformes, Cichlidae. The transcript is spliced from 11 exons. The record is from RefSeq and is a predicted model, not a curated record. The coding region runs from base 286 to 4797 and encodes 1503 amino acids. Gene Ontology annotation, molecular function: protein kinase A binding. Gene Ontology annotation, cellular component: cytoplasm.
GGCACAGACGCGCAGAGCGGACAGUGAAGCGCUGCUGCUGCUCAUUCUGCUGCUGAUUCCACGGGGGGAGGGGGACUCGGCUCAUCACAGUCCCCAUACAGUCACGCUGAAACAGUGUGGGAUUCCUUCACUCCUCAAUCGGGGAUGCGCAUCUGGACCAGAGAGUGUCCAGGGGACAAUUACGCGUCGAGGCGCUCCGCUGUACCUCUUCUCGUUCUGCCCCCGCAGAGGAAAUAAACACGUCGGCUGAGGACAGUUUGGCUGUUUUGUUUUUUUUUUUAUACAAUGGCAGGCGCAAAGUGCCUUCUGAAGACGCCGAGUAACUUCCAGUCGUCUGCCAUGUUUGAAGGCUCAGAGUCUAUCGAGGUGGAGGGAGGCAGCACAGAGAGCGCAGUGCCAUCGUCCAUCAGCGCUUGUAAGAAGGUUCUGUGCAGUAACAGUGUGCUGGACUCAUCGGAGUACUGGCUGAGGAAUGAAAAGGCUCUGUGCAGACUGGGCCUGCUGGAUGAUGGCACGGAGGGCGGCUGCACCAUGGUCUGUUUUGUAAAUUUGGACCCACAGAACACUGACUGUCGUGAUGACAAAAGCGUCAAGAAAUUGGCAUCGUUGUCUCCGGACCUGCCAAAGCUUGUUGAGUUACUGACCGUCCACCAGCCGAAAGAAAAUGAGAUCCUGCUGCUCGGUGGAUUAGAAGCCACAGAAGCUUGCCAAGCACACCCACACCCCUCAGCUCAGGGCGGGCAGAGAUGCACAGGUGUGUGCCUGCUUCAGUGUUCGGGGAAGAGACGCUCCACACAGCCUGGUAGCAUCAUCUUUGAGAUCAACAAGUUCCUGAUCGGCCUGCAGUGGGGAAAAGAGCGACAGUGUCAGCAGGGCAAAGCGGCUGGACAGCGCCUCGAUGAUGACACCAAUCGCUCCAUCUCGUCCAUAGAGGAAGACUUCCUGACCGCCUCAGAACACUUGGGAGAUGACAGCGAGGACGACGGCUUCAGAAAUGAGCCAGAGAGCGGUGACCUGGGAGAGAGCGUGCCAGAAGCUGCACAGAAACACUGUGUCAGACUUGCAAGUCAUCGGGGACAGCUGGCACGUCAUCAGCACAGGGAGGAUGCCGAGGUGAAAAAGGAAGGGCAUCAGCGAGCCAGCAUCCAGACUAAAGAGUCAGCGGGGUACUACGCCACCAAUCUGGCUGAGUCGGUACUGCAGGAUGCCUUCAUACGGCUCUCUCAAGAUGAAACCUCCUUUGCCUCAGAGGCAGCCAUCAGUGUGUCCCUCUCUAGUUGCCCUCCCAACUUCAAGAGCCCUUCAAAGACUAAACAGCCUUCCCAACAGCGCACCUGCUCUUUUGAACUCCCUAAAAUUGUCAUUGUUCAGAGCCCAGACAGUUCUGAUGGGGCUGCAGAAUGGCCGGAGAACCAGGUCCCUGACCACGCUACCAAAACUGGAGAAAAGCAACAGAAUGAGACGCAGGCUCACAUUCCCCACGACAACGGCGGACACGCAUCCAAACAUGUAGAGGUGGCUUUGGCCUGUGCUGCCAAUGUUAUUGGCACUAUUACUACCCCGCAGCUAACAGAACAGCUCGCCAUGGAAUCCGCUUCGGAAGAGGACGUCGAUGAGGAGCUGCAGGAACCAGAAGAUAAGGGGGAGUACUCCUUCUCCUCAGCUAUGUGUGGCAUGGCUCAGGUAGCCGGCGCUGUCGCAGCUGUGGACUUAAUGGAGGAGCCCGGAGACGGCGGCGAUUCGGACACAGAUCCCGCUGAAAUUUACACGGCGUCCCGCGGUCUGCUGUCUGCUGCCGAGGCCUCCGCAGCCUUCACGCUGCACUGCAGCGUGGCAGAGGGAACCAGCGUCGAAGCAUUUCGUGCCAACAUUGCUGAAGUCCUGCAUCGGGAAGCAGCUGAGGUGCUGACUCAGCCACAAGGCUACAGGAGUGUGGCCCAUCUGCUGGAAACCACGCAUAACAAGAUAGUAGAUGGCAUUACGUUUUCGAAAAAAAGCUACACGGAUGAAAGGGAGGUGGAUGAAUUAAUAAAUGAAGUGGCAGACAGUCUGUUCAAACAUGCUUUAGAGAAGGCAAAAAAGAAAAAGGAACUGGAGGGUACCGGGAAGGAGGCACCAAGCUUUCAGGUAUUUCUGCAAGACAGUGUCAACAAUCUGCUGUUUGAUAUUCUCUGCCUGACACAGAAAAAGAUCAGCCACAUCUCCACGUGUGACCAAGGGUCACGCGACACACGAGAGGGUGAUGCUUGUGUUAAGGAACCUGCUAACAUCAAGGAGGAUGCCAAGGAUCCAUUAAGCCAAUUACAGUGCUUAUUUGGGCAUAAUGAGAAUCUAAGCGGCAUGCUGCACUGCACAGAUAAGUUAUCCACAGUUGCAGGGCUGAAGGAGAAAUAUGCGCUUGAGGAAGGUGAUGUCAUUGCAUCGUCCUCAGCAGCAAACAUCAAAGAACAACAGCAGCAGCCAUUGUGCAGACAAACUCAGUCUAAACCCACCUCCUUGCCAGCCAAAGACUUUUCUGACAGCCAGCAGGGCAGUGGUGCAAUCAGAGAGCCUUUAAGUGAAAUCCCAGUUCCGCUCACAGAGAGGAGAGGUCGACUGGGGACAGGCAGUGACAGCAGACAGGCCUCUCUGACACCUCAGUCCUCCCUCAACUCUUUCAGAAUAGACUCAGAGUCCAGGACACCGAUUACUUGCUAUGCUGAUGAUUUGGCUUCCACAGUGGUGUCUAUGGCCACAGAACUUGCAGCAAUCUGUCUAGAAAACUCCACUGGGAAACAGCCCUGGUUCUGUGCCCUUAAAGGGUCCUCUGCUGAAGUCCCUGAGGGCUAUUUGAUCCCUGCUUGCCGCACAGUGCUGAGGAGAAAAGAGGGUCAGAACAGCAAUUCAGCUUCCAGAAAACAUCGGGCGCCGCGCCUAAGUGAAAUUAAAAGGAAAACGGAGGAGCAGCCAGAGCUAAUGGAGCGGCUGGUCAACCGGGUGGUAGAUGAGUCGGUCAACCCUGACGAACCGCAGGACCCAUUUGCCCUCUUUGCCUCUGAGGUCACAGCUAGGAUCCUGAACUGCCCUGAACUCAAUGUGGUGGAUACCUCCAAAACAGGCCAGCAACGCAGCAGACUGCAGUGUGAGAGGUGGAGCCGUGGGAAGGCAUCCAGUUAUGAGAGCAUUCCAGAAGAAGACGCGGACCCAUCCGGCACACCCAACACCCUGGGCCCGGGCAGCCGGUUAGGUCAGAACUUGAGUCGCGGCAGCUCGAUUUCUAAGCAGUCCAGCUGCGAGAGCAUCACAGAUGAGUUCUCUCGGUUCAUGGUUAACCAGAUGGAGACCGAGGGCAGAGGCUUUGACCUUCUGUUGGACUACUAUGCAGGGAAGAAUGCCAGCAGCAUCCUGGCUGCUGCUGUACAGCAGGCCGCAUCGAAGAAAAACGGCCACCUUAAUGUCAGGGCGUCAUCGUGCCUGUCUAAACAGUCGAGCACCGAGAGCAUCACAGAGGAGUUCUACAGGUUUAUGCUUCGGGAUAUGGAUAAGGAAAACAAAGAAUGUGGCAUUGCAAAGACUAAAGAGUGGAGCAACAGCCUGUUCCCACCUCCUCUAAGAACACCCUUCUGUAUACGUCAGUCUUCGGUUCCAGACCGGCGCUCCUCAGACUCACGGCUGACUGUCAACUCGCCCAUAAAAGCGAACUCUUUUGAUGGAUUUGCACGGAAUGUGCACGGGGACACACUGAAUAUCUUCCCCACCAACUCUGUGUCAGCCACAGGACUGUGCAAGUCAGACUCAUGCCUCUAUCAGAGGGGUAAGACUGACCAGAUCACUGAUAUGCUCAUUCAUGAGACCUGGUCAAGCUCUAUCGAGUCUUUGAUGAGAAAGAACAAGAUCAUCGCUGAUCCUGAAGACAGUAUUGAUUUGGAAGCUGCAGGAGACUCCCAGCCCCAUGUGCAGCAGUUUGCCAAUCGCCUGGCAGCUGACAUAGUGGAUAUUGGCAAAUCUGCGCUUGGGGGACAGCAAGAUGUAGGUGGAGGCGCACCUGUGUCACAUCCACAGGCGCACAUGCCUGUUGGUGAAAGGAGGAGGGGGUUCAAGCAAUCCCAUCUACGCUGUAGCCGAAGUAGGUCGAGCCAGGAGCAAGCUGGCAGCAUCGGGUCCGGAGGAAGCGACAGCAGUUCAGCCUGCAUAAGGGGCCCCAGGAACGUGCCGCUGAUCCACAUCGAAGGAGAUCAGCGAGAUGAAGAGAUGCUCUCAAACCCUGAAAGAACAGGGGGACAUCAAGAAGCAUCCUCAGACACGUCGGCUACCAAGCAAGAGAGAGCUCCCACCAACAGCAGCAGGAAUGGGACCAGCAGCACGUCUAGCUUAGGCCUGGUAGACCUGGAUUCUUUUUCUGAUGUUCCCUCUCAAAGCACAGUAAUCCACGAGGAGACUGAGAGAUGCCACCUGGCAGGAGCCAAAGACACUGUAUUUGAGAGCAGUUCAGCAAAAACAGCAGGCGAUGGAAGCAUCAGGGAGCUGUUGGUGGUAAACUGUGACCUCGAGCCAGAGUGCAUAGACCUGGAGCUGAGAGUGGCUCUACAGUGGAUCGCUGCCUCGGAGCUGGGCCUUCCUGCUCUCUACUUCAGGAAGUCCAAAGAGAAGAGAGUUGCAAAGUUCCUGAGGGUGGUCCACCUGAUGUCUCAGAAGGCGUGGAGGAUUGCAGACUUGUUUGGCGCUGUGGUUCAGUUCUGUAAACUGCAUGAGAAAGCGGAAGAGGCAGGCAAGUCUCUCCAGUCAAGCCUGUUCGAUUGGCUUCUGGAGACACUUUAGGACACUUGUCGCCUCAAAUCGCAAACAGUAACAAUACAAGCUCACUCAUUCGCUCACAUUUGUAACAUGUUCCUGUUUGCGCGUGUAUUGUCUCAUCACACCAAGUGUCUCCUACUGAGAGCUGAAAGCACGACGCAAUCAGCAUACUUGAGAAAUUCAUACCUCUCACCCUUGUCCAGUUGGACCGAUCUCCCUUUAACGAGAGCAUGUUCUUGUUUCCAGAGUUACCUCUCUAGUGACAUGCACGCAAACACACGGCAAACUGUAGGUACACGGGUUGGACGUUCCUGUUAGGAAUGAAUGAGCCCUCCAGUGAUCAUAGUCAGCAGGUUCUAACUGCUCCAGAUUAUAUAGAAAAUAUAUAUUUCCAGAUUCACACAGUCGAAUCAUGAUUUUAUUUAUUUAUUCACUCAGAGAAAGGCACCUAUAGGACAUACUGUAGGAAAAUCAGGUUAUAGCCUUCCCGCAGCUCAACAUGCUCAAACCUUUUGUAUUAAAACUACUUUUAAAAGAGGCUCUUUAAAUCUAAGCCCAAAAAAGCCCUGACACUUUCUUCUGAUGGUCACAUUGAAGUGCACAUUUACUUAAUGUAAGCAAAACGUCCAGAUUUUUGUUGUGUCCAUUGGCUAACGUACCACCUCUGUUGUGACUUUGAAACUCAGUACGUAUGAUAUUUUAUUCAUGUUACUUAAGAAGGGAUUAUUUUGGAUAGCUGUACUGUAUAUACUGUAGAUUUUGAACUGCUGCACCUUGGAGUAGUGGACCGCUCUUUUAGCUUUUGCUAUGUCUAAAAAGACAGAGUAAGGUUUGUAAUGUUGAAUUUGUAUGUGGAUUUGGUCAGUAUAUUUCUCUACUUAGUGGUAAUCUUGUGUUACAACAGCAUUGCGGGGGGAAAAGCACAUGACACAGCUGUAAACUUGGUCACAGUAGAAAUGAAUGUAUUUAUCUUUUGACAUCAAUAAAUUUCUGUGAUGUGAAAUACGA